This is a messenger RNA of Lingula anatina, 1914 nucleotides long. RefSeq lists its product as uncharacterized. Lineage: Eukaryota; Metazoa; Brachiopoda; Lingulata; Lingulida; Lingulidae. The record is from RefSeq and is a predicted model, not a curated record.
AUGGCUGCCAUUGAAGGUUUUGUAGAUAUUAUUCGAGAUUUAGUUAAGAAUUUCAAGACAAAUGAGGAAAUUUCGAGCAUUCUAAAGACCCAAUACGGAGUCUUGAGAGGCGCAUCUGUAAGGAGCAUAAAGACAAUAUGUUCGAAGUACAAUAUUCGGAGGUCUUAUGUAACUCCCACAGAGGUCGUGGCAAAUGAAGUCGCAAAAGCUAUUGGUGAGGUAGGAACUACCUAUGGGCGUAAGAUGAUGACCGGUUAUCUUCGGUCAAAGGGCAUCAAAGCAGGGGAGACGCGAGUCGGGAAAGUCUUAAGAGAGGAAAACCCGAAUCACCAAAGGCGACAGGUCUCAAAAAACCUAAACCCAAUACCAUAUCAGGCGGCUUAUUUCAGACAUAAAAUGCAUAUAGACCAGAACGAAAAGCUGGUCAUGUUUGGAGUGACCCAUGUACUAGCGCGGGAUGGCUUUAGUGGAAAAAUCGUGUCCCACGCAACCAUGGCCGUCAAAAACAAUUUGACGAUUUAUGAAGAAGUUUACAAGCCUGCCGUUAAAAUUUACGGAAUAUUUGACCAAGUCCGUGUGGACCAUGGUAAAGAAUUUUACUUAACCCUGUUCAUGCAAGAAGAAAAUGCUGAUAUUCGCAUUAACCAAGAAAGGACGCCAUAUCUCCAAACGUCGUCUAAAUAUAACCACACCAUUGAGAGAAUUUGGCCUGAGGUUAACAAAAGGGUAAAUUACCCUUUUAAAAACGCCAUGAUUGAACUUGUCGAAACAGAAAAGAUUUCUUUAGACAACAACGUACACAGAUAUUGCAUGUCUACAUUAUUGGUCAGCUUGUGCAGCAUCGGUGUGCAGCGAGUCGUCGAUGCAUGGAAUGAGCACAGAAUACCAGGUAAAGGCGUUCCCAAUGAAAUCGCUUCAAGGGAGGCAUGGGCCCCUGUAGCUGACCCGCAGAGAUUUCCGUCCAAGGAGGUUGCAGCGGAGAGAUACCGUGCCCGCACUGGGACGACACUUAAAGAAUUUUCCCACUUCGCAAGAGACCCAUUUCCUUCUCCAACUGAGCGCGAUGCAGUGCAGACUGCGUUCAAUUCCUCUUUUCCAGACCUAAAUCAACUAUGUAACUCUGUCUGUUCCGGGCAUUUCGUCCCGUUUCAGGAUGCGCUAUUGAAAUUCAUAGAGCUGACGGAACAACACAGUUAGAGCUGUUUAUGGCUAUGAGGUUUUGUAGCUGUAAUUACCUCUGAAAAGAUCUUUUUUUGACCUGCUCUUUUUUGUGUGUGAGUGGUCAAAUGUUGUCUUUCGGUAGCGGCCGGCCACAGAGAAUCAUGUGCUGGGAUUAUGUGGUCUGCAACGGUGACUCUUGGUACAGCCAAUACUUACCCCAACUUCUGCAAUGGACAGUUUUUAUUGCGCGCAUAUGUGAUAGAUGCGUCCCCUUUGUCUUAGCAUGCAGCUACCUAGGUUUGGAGUUGCUUUCUCUCUGGCGUUGCUUCCACUUCUCUUCCCGUCAGUUCCACCUCUGAAUUUCAGCUCACAAUUCCCCUCAUGCUUGUAUAUAGUCCACAAUCUUUUCUUUUUGAGUCCAAUGAUUAUACAUCUAUUUUUAUAGCAAUCAUUAAGAUGGCAGGUGGCUCACAUCUCACGUGAUGAAUAGAGUUUUUAAUGUUUACCUUUAUUCAGGUUGGUGAGCCAGUUGACCGGUGUGAAGGGAAUGGAUGUCCGCCGUAAUUCAUGUCCGUAGGACAUGUAUUCCUAGGAAUGGGAAUGCAUGUCCUGGCUCUCUUCCUUUCCUAGGAACACAUGUCCUAGGACAUAAUUUCCUGGGAUUUAACGUCCAGUGGACACCCAUUAUUUAGUAUUCUAAGUCCUGCAGACAGGUAUCGAUGUCCAAGUCGGACAUAUUUUCCCACCCAGACU